AUUUUUUAGAAACAAAAUAACAUAAUAAAAGAAAAUUACAUCAUACAAACAUACCCUUUUUUUUUUUUUUUGAGGGGUCGAAGAUUGGAAUCUGGACCAAACAUUGAUACUCUGGUCAUCCGAUUCACCAUUUUGUUUUGCUUCUUUCUCUUGUUGAUCUGUUUUCAGAUCUGAAUACCUUGGAAACUCUCAUACUCAUACUCAGCCUACAGUCUUUUUUAACAUCAUAGGUAUUUUUAUGGAUAUUGUGAGAAAUGUUUGCCCAUUUAUUAUUUCCUUUUAAGGCCCUUUCAUUGCUUCCUUCUAAUACUACUCUUUCUUAUUCAAAACCCUUAAAUCUCUCUUCCUCUUCCUCUUCCUCUCGUUCUUAUCUAACAAAUACUACCCUUUCUUUGUUUCUUUGUUUCGUUUUGCUUUUGUUCCUUUUCACGACUCGCCAAGUCUCUCUGUACAUAGAACAAACCAAAGAACUCCAUUAAUGGCUGCAAAUAAAUUUGCAACCAUGUUGCAUAAUAAUACAAACAGGGUCACUCUUGUUCUUGCAUAUGCAUUGCUGGAAUGGGUUCUCAUCCUUCUUCUCCUUCUCAAUUCUCUCUUUUCUUAUCUGAUCAUCAAAUUUGCUGAUUACUUCGGUCUUCAAAGGCCUUGCCUUUGGUGUACUAGGCUUGAUCAUAUCUUUGACCCAUCCAAGUACAACAAUUCUUAUAGGGAUCUUGUUUGCGAUGGUCAUGCCAACGAGAUUUCUAGACUGGGUUAUUGUUCAUCCCAUCGGAAACUAGCCGAGUCUCGAGAUAUGUGUGAGGAUUGCUUGUCCUCAUCACGGUCGGAUUGUUGUGACUUGUCAAAGAAGUUAGCUUUUUUCCCAUGGAUGAAGCAGGUCGGUUUGAUUCAAGAUGGUGGCGAUAAAGUGAUGGAAAAUAGUGAAGUGAAUUCCAAGUGUUCUUGUUGCGGUGUCAUGUUGGAGAAAAAGUUGAACUUUCCUUAUCUCUUGAUUAAGCCUUCUUGGGAGGUUUUGGAUUAUCCCCACAAAGGUAAUUUAAUUACUGAAGAUGGAGGAUUUGAUAAUGUUGAAGAUGAAGGCAAUGCUUCAGAUGGAGCCAAAUCAGAUGUUUUGGCUGAUUUUCAGGAAGAUAAACAAAGGGUUGAAGAAAACAAUAGAGUUGAGAUCUUAUCUCAUGGUGAUGAGGAUGAGGAUGGGGGUGAGGGUGAGGGUGUUGGAGGAGAACUGGGAAAAGAGGAGUUUUCAUGUUUUAUUUCUAGUUUUGAUUGCAAUCAAAUGGCUACCAAUGAAGAUGAUGUGAUCUUAGAGAAAGAUCUGGUAUCAAUGGAAGAAGAAAAAGAAGGAAACUUAAAUGUGUUAAUGGAUGGCCCUGAGUUGACUCAAGUCGCUUGUAGCAAAGAGGAGUCUCUUGAAAUUCAACCUAAGCAUCUGGAGUUCUACAUCGAAGGGGAUGGUUGCCAUUUGAUUCCAAUUGAAUUGAUGGCUUCUGUUGGCGUGGAAAGCCAAAGAAUAUACAAUUUUAGAGAGGAAGAUGAAGGUAUUGCUGGUAAUGGAGAUGUUAUUUUGGACUUUGAUAUGCAUUGUGGAACACCAUUGGAACUGGUAGUGGAGAAUAGUUGCAGUUCAGGAGAGAAAGUGGCAUUGAUUUCACCCCAUGAGAGUGAGGAUGAAACCAGUGUUACAGUGGUUGAAUCAAUUGAGUCUAAGGAGAUGAAGGAGAGCUUUUCAACGCAUGCAAGAGAGGAAGAUGAGCAAGUUCCUUUGAAUGAAGCUGAUGAAGUUCAAGGAAAUGCAGCAACAGGAGAAGGGGAAAUGAGUGUAGAUGUUAAUCAAGUUUCUGAUGAGCAAAAUGAUGAAAUUGAAGCAGAGGUCUCAAUAGGGACAGAUAUCCCUGAUCAUGAACCAAUUGAAGAUAUUCAACUGCAACAUUUGUUUGAUGAAUUCACACAUGAAAAUCCCUCCACCACUGCUCAAUUGCAUGUAGAUGCUGAUAAUGGCUCCAAGAAUACUGAGGAAGAAACAAUACAGUUUAAAACUAUGACAGUUGAGACAUGUGACCAAGCAAUAAAAAUCCAUUUAUCAGUACAUUCAGAGUCUAAUGAGAUUGAGGAUGAUAAAGUUCUUGAUACACCAACCUCUCUGGAUGGUAUCCACCAGUUGCACAAGAAGUUGCUAUUGCUCGAAAAAAGAGAACCGGGAACGGAAGAUUCAUUGGAUGGAAGUGUUUUUAGUGACAUUGAGUGUGGUGAUGGACUACUGACUGUUGAGAAGUUGAAAUCAGCAUUAAAAGCUGAAAGGAAGGCUUUAAAUGAUUUGUGUACCGAACUCGAGGAAGAGAGGAGUGCUUCUGCUGUAGCAGCACACCAGACGAUGGCAAUGAUAAAUAGGCUUCAAGAAGAAAAGGCGGCAAUGCAGAUGGAAGCCUUGCAGUAUCAGAGGAUGAUGGAAGAACAAUCUGAGUAUGACCAGGAAGCUUUGCAGCUUCUUAAUGAGCUUAUGGUCAAGAGGGAGAAAGAGAAGGCGGAGCUCGAGAAAGAGCUUGAGAUAUAUCGCAGGAGGGUGCAGGACUAUGAGACCAGAGAGAAAAUGAUAAUGCUGAGAAGAAGGAAAGAUGAUGGCACUAGGAGUGCUACUUCCGGUACUUGCAGCAAUGCUGAGGACAGUGACAGUCCAUCAGUUGAUUUGAAUCAGGAACCAAAGGAAGAAGACAACUUUGGGAACCAUCAAGAGGACAGCAGACAGAAUACCCCUGCUGAUGCAGUUCUCUAUUUGGAGGAGUCGUUGGCUAGCUUUGAGGAAGAGAGGCUAUCGAUUCUAGAGCAGCUCAAAAUAUUGGAAGAGAAAAUGGUUUCAUUGAAUGAUGAGGAGUUACAUUUUGAGGAUGUAAAAUCAAUUGAAUUAUUGUAUGAAGAGAAUGGCAAUGGCUUCUAUGGAAGUUCUGAUUUCACCUAUGAAACAAAUGGGGUUACCAAUGGUCAUUUCGAGGGAGCAAAUGGGAAACAUCAUCAGGAGAAAAAGCUGAUGGCUGCAAAUGCAAAGAGACUUCUCCCACUUUUUGAUGCUGCUGAUGCAGAAAUCGAGGAUGGGAUACUGAAUGGACGUGGAAAUGGAUUUGAUUCUGUUGUCUUGCAACAGAAUUCACCCGCCAACUCCGAACUAGAGAGCAAAAAGCUGGCUAUUGAGGAAGAAGUGGAUCAUGUUUAUGAGAGACUACAAGCACUUGAGGCAGAUAGGGAGUUCCUAAAGCAUUGUAUUAGCUCCUUGAGGAAAGGAGAUAAAGGAAUCUGUCUUCUUCAAGAAAUUUUACAACAUCUUCGUGAUUUACGGAGUGUGGAUCUCCGAGUAAGGAAUAUCGGAGACACCGUUAUAUAGUUGCAUACAGCAUAAUACAUACACUUGGAAGGCUAAUCGGUAAAUCUUAAAUCUGCUGCUCUUUGUAUGCAUAUCAUAGAGUUAUGGUUUUCUUGUUACUUGUACCUUUUAACUGUAAUGGUACUUCAUUAUUUGAUUUUAUGCUUGAUUAUUGUAGAAUACUCAAUUGGAGUAGCUUAACCACUGCACAUUUAGGACUAGAAAACAGAAAUACCAACUUCGGUGCCAGUCAACGAUACAGAUGCCAAUACAAUUCCACAUUUCCAACAAUCUUCAACAGGAAUGCCCUUAAAAGGACAGGGAAGCUCCUGCUGUGGUCUGUUUAAUGAACUUGGUUCUCAGUGUCCCAAGUAAUCCCAACAUUUUUGUGGGGUUUCAGCUCUUCAUCACCUUUUUGAGCAAAAGGAAGAUGGUGAGCGUAUGUGUGUGUGAAAGCUUAGUGAGGUGAAAGCCGAGCUGUCAUUUUGCAUGUUGUGAGAAAAAGGGUAUGGCCUGAAGAGCUGGAGUGAUCCAACAAAGAUUCCUCUGCCAGAUGCAUAACAUUAGUUUAUUCAGACAAUUAGAACUAGGAAGCCCUUUUUUUUUUUUUUGUCAUAAUCAAUGGAAAGAAAGGGUAAAUAACCCUAUUUUCCUUCUGGUCUUUUGCAUCAUAUUAUCACCUGGUUUGGGUCUACUUUUUAUUUAGGAGGGCAAAGUUGAGUUACAUGUAUACUACAUGCAUCCAUCUGUAAGUAUAUAAAGUGAGUGUUUUGUAUUGUUGUUUAUACUGUUUUAAGAGCUGUGCUUUACUUUGUUGUAUAUACACGUUCUUUGCUCUAAAGUCUUUUAAAAAAGUAUAAAAUAA
Gossypium arboreum is the source of this 4217-nucleotide messenger RNA. Its product is annotated as myosin-binding protein 2. The transcript has 3 exons. Gene Ontology annotation, molecular function: myosin binding. Bases 479 to 3373 code for a protein of 964 amino acids. Lineage: Eukaryota; Viridiplantae; Streptophyta; Magnoliopsida; Malvales; Malvaceae. The record is from RefSeq and is a predicted model, not a curated record.